Dunckerocampus dactyliophorus (ringed pipefish) is the source of this 1306-nucleotide messenger RNA. RefSeq names its product catenin, beta interacting protein 1 (gene ctnnbip1). Gene Ontology annotation, molecular function: beta-catenin binding. Lineage: Eukaryota; Metazoa; Chordata; Actinopteri; Syngnathiformes; Syngnathidae. Gene Ontology annotation, cellular component: cytosol; beta-catenin destruction complex; nucleus. The record is from RefSeq and is a predicted model, not a curated record. Gene Ontology annotation, biological process: negative regulation of Wnt signaling pathway. The transcript is spliced from 4 exons. The coding region runs from base 152 to 397 and encodes 81 amino acids.
GCUGACAGUGGAAUUAGAAGCAGCAGGACCGCUGCGACUCGCCACUGUGUGCCGACAGGAGGGAUGUGACCCUCCUACAUCAACACUCCAUUCAUACACAACGCACAAGAAAGAAAAGCUGGACCAGGAGGGAGCCACAGGAGCAGGGGGGAUGAACCGUGAGGAGGCACCGGGGAAGUCUCCUGAAGACAUGUACAUCCAGCAGAAAGUGCGGGUCCUACUCAUGCUUAAGAAAAUGGGAUCAAAUCUUACACCAAGUGAAGAGGCUUUUCUCCGGAAUUAUGCAGGCGUGGUCCACACUCAGAUGAGCCAGCUACCACAGCACAGCAUUGAUCAGGGUGCGGAGGACGUGGUGAUGGCGUUUUCGCGGUCAGAGACGGAGGAUCGACGACAGUGACCAAGAGCCCACCCUCUCACUCACACCUCCUUUCUGUUGCACACAACCCACCACAGCCCAAAUGCUCAGCUCAGGAGUGGAGGAUUGACUCGGAAAGGGCCAGGAGAGGAGGGCAUCGGUCACCAACCUUGCCCUCCCUUUUUUCCCCCGUCCCUCUGUUCUGUUUUAUUUACGGGUCGCCGUGGGUUGAAGCCUUCAAGGCUGUCAGUGAAAACACUCAAAAUGUAGUUUUUUUUAAUUGGGGGGGCGGGGUGGACUUUGUAUUGGCAGUCUUGUGGUGUUGAUACUUCAUAGUCGUGUGUGUUCUGUUAGUGGACGUCAUUGGGUCAAGUCAGCAGCAGCAAAGUGUCACUCCAGGGGCCUCGUUUAUAGAAACCAGCUGCCCUUUAAAAGGUAACGAUCCCAACAUUGAUUCCUCAAUUUUAUACCUUUUAGGUUUUUUGUGUUGUUGGUCAUCACACUCACUAUAGAGGCCCAUGAGGUGUGUUUUGUUUUUUUUUACCAGCCAGUCUAAUUAUUUAGCAUAGAUGCUAAAGGGAGCAGCUGACUGAUGUCACAGCAGGGCUGCCAUUUAUCACCAGUGGUCAAUUAUGGGGUCCACAGGGUAGCCUCCAGUGAUGUAUGUGUGGAACAUUGCGUGAAGGAUUUUUUUUUUCCCUCAAUAUGUUGAUGCAGAUUUUAUAAAUGAGGCCCCACUUUCCCUUUGUGCUGCUUUAUUAAGUGUGAAUUGGAGAAAAAAAAAGAAGAGGAAAGACACUAGAAGGCACACACAGUUGGCAUAAAACAAUUAUUGUACAGAUAGUUGGGAAAAUACAAUAAUGAACUCUUGGCGUUUUUUUUUUUAAUCUGUCAAGUGAAAUUAGCACAUUGAGACAUUUGAUAAGUAGUCCUAAUUUAUUGUUUACUGAA